Centropristis striata (black sea bass) is the source of this 2112-nucleotide messenger RNA. It is a transcript of the gene smim12, whose product is annotated as small integral membrane protein 12. The coding region runs from base 113 to 385 and encodes 90 amino acids. NCBI's taxonomy places the organism in Eukaryota, Metazoa, Chordata, Actinopteri, Perciformes, Serranidae. The record is from RefSeq and is a predicted model, not a curated record. The transcript has 2 exons.
ACUCAUUAGCCAAUCAGCGACAACCCGGAAGUUGACAGACGGUCGCGCGGAUAUUACGUAUAGCCACUGCUGCACCAACGUGCUAACGGUAGAGCCAAAGCAGAGUGCAGUCAUGUGGCCAGUAAUUUGGACGGCGGCUCGGACCUACGCCCCUUACAUCACCUUCCCCGUGGCCCUUGUGGUGGGAGCAGUGGGCUACCACCUGGAGUGGUUUAUCAGAGGGACCCCGAAACCCCGAGAGGAGCUGAGCAUCCUGGAGCUGAGGGAGGAGAGGAAGCUCCAGGAGCAGGAGGGGAGGGACAGCACCCAGGUGCUCAGCCUGAAGGAGAAACUGGAGUUCACGCCUCGGGCGGCUCUGAACAGGAACCGCUCUGAAAAGAGCUAACCCGUGUUAGCGUGAGAGACUAGCCUUUCCCCUUUCUCAGCAGAAUGGAUCGAGCACCGGGGAUGAACCGGAAGACACAAACACCCAUUCUUCUUCUUCUUCCCAUCCACUGCAGCCGUACAUCCUCACUCCUGCAGCUCUGGCUCUGUAAAUACCUGCUGCUUUUAACCCUUUGAUGCACAACAUGGGUAAAAAAUGACUCAUUCAUCAACCUGGUCUCACUGAAAUCCGUGGAAUAGCCACGGAAUCGCUGAAAUUUCCGUGAAACUGACACGGAUUUGGCUACAAUGCAAGUUAAUGCCAGUCAUAUCCCGUGGUUAUUCCAUGGAUAUUUGUUCCUAUUGGUUUGUUCCAAGUCACGUGACUUUCAAGGUCCCGGUGGUCAGAACAAAAAACAUGGCGGACAGUUCUCUCAUUUUUAGUGAAAAAAAUCAAUAUUUUGACUUAGUUUCUGCAUAAAAAUGGAUUUUGAUCACAUUUCUCGCGAGAAAUAUAUGUUUUAUUUUCUAAAUCUUCACUCAGUGAAUGUACAUAAUCACUUUGUGGUGAAGAUCUCGCCAGAAAAAUAUGACUGUCAUUAACUUGCAUUGUAGCGAAAUCCGUGUCAGUUUCACGGAAAUUUCAGCGAUUCCGUGGCUAUUCCACGGAUUUUGAGUUAAGCGAAAUCCACUUACACAAUAUUAUUUUAAAAAGACACACAAUUACUAAAAAAAAGACACAAUUAUUUAAAAAAGACAUAAAAUAACAGAAAAAAAACAAAAUUACUUAAAAAAGACACAAAAUGACCAAAAAAAGACACAAAAUUAUUUAAAAAAAAGACACAAAAUUACCAAAAAGACAGAAAAUUAUUUUUUUUAAAAACACAAAAUUAUUAAAAAAGUAAUUAAAGGGACCUUCCACCACGACACAGUAAAGUGCCAUUCAUAUAAAACUCACAUUAAACUUUCAUAUCAAGGUGAGGGCCACAAAAUAUCGUCACGAGGGCCGCAAUUGGCCCGCCAGUUUGAGACCCCUGCUUUAGACCCAUGUUGUGCAUCAAAGGGUUAAGAAGCUCUAGAGUAAUUUAAAUGAAGUUCUAUUUGGUCUUUUAUAGAGUCAAAUAAAGCUUCUAUGUGCUCUGUGAAUCCCAUCCCCCUUGAUGCUGCACAUGCCUGUUCAUGCAUUGAUCAACAACAACUUUAAGACACUAUAAUUAAAGUCAGACAACCUACGGCUGCCCAGGCUUUGAACUGAUGACAGGAUUUGAUUAGAAUUGUCUGUUAUUUAAAUCUAGUUGUGGCUCUGUGACACAAAUGUAAUCAUGUCUUUGCUGUUAAAUCACACAAAAAUGUCAUUUUCUUUGUGGUGAUGCAAGAAAUGACAGAUACAAAUAAUUUUCAUGUUCCGAGCCUGUCACAAAGUGUUUCUCCUUUUUAAUCAUCUCUGUAUGUUGAGGAAGGACUUGGGGACAUCAAAGUGAGAGGAAGAGAAGAGAGACAGGUCUUUGUUCUAGUUUCUUUUUAUCUCAUGUAACCUUUUGAUGGUAUGCGACAGAAUCAGCCAGCAGUGUGGGAGGUCUCAGGAAGUUUAAGCUGCUUAGUCCUAUUGUUUGAAACAUCUACAUAAUGCUUUCAUUUUAGAAAGUCUGGAUGGUUUUAAUUGUGUGUGUUUUACCGGAACAAUAUUAUGAAUAAAAGAAUGUUUGUAUGCUGAAAGUGCAUGCUACUUUGUAUUGACAUUUCAGUUAA